Molecule: messenger RNA, 2630 nt
Organism: Cyprinodon tularosa
Lineage: Eukaryota; Metazoa; Chordata; Actinopteri; Cyprinodontiformes; Cyprinodontidae
Gene: gss
Product: glutathione synthetase
Exons: 13
Coding region: 136-1566 (476 amino acids)
Biological process (GO): glutathione biosynthetic process
Cellular component (GO): cytosol
Molecular function (GO): glutathione binding; ATP binding; glutathione synthase activity
Source: RefSeq, a predicted model, not a curated record
UACUUUCAAUAAUCCGAGGUACAUUGAAUGCAGCGUUAAGCUAUCCAACGAAUCAGAUGAAACAUGCAUUUUGCUCCAUCUUGCUGUCUGCAUUCAUUUCAAAGAACUUCCAUGCAUUGAACUUAAAUACUGAAAAUGGCCUCCAGUGUCCCAGAUGAGCUGAUGAUGAACUCUACUCUGAUCAAAGAAUUAGCAGACGUGGCAAAAGAUGAAGCACUUCUGCAGGGAGUAUUAAUGAGAACCAAGGAAACUCCAAACUCAUCUGAGUUGGUUACAUAUGCUCCAUUCACCCUCUUCCCCUCGCCCAUGCCCAAAUCCGUGUUCAUCCAGGCUCUUGCAGUGCAGACUCACUUCAACACAAUGGUGGACAAGAUAAGCCAGGACACAGAGUUCCUGCAAAAGGCUUUAGCCAGCACUAUUGAAGUGGAUGAUUUCACUGCAAGGUUGUUCAAGAUCCACCAGCAAAUCCUCAAAGAAGGAAGGUCCCAGUCUGUUGUUCUGGGUCUUAAUCGUUCCGACUACAUGUUGGACCAGAGAGAGGACGGCACGUCUUCUCUGAAGCAGAUAGAGAUCAACACGAUUGCUGCAAGCUUUGGGGGCCUCUCCUCACGCACACCUCAAGUACACAAACAUGUCCUGAAGGUGGCUGGUAGACCAGAGGAGAGCCAGCGAAUCCUAGACAACAACCCUGCCGCUGGUUUGGCCAGGGGACUCGCCAAAGCCUGGGAGCUGUAUGGAUCAGAGAGGGCAGUUGUCUUGUUCUUGGUAGAGGACGUUCAGAGGAACAUUUUUGAUCACCGCUACAUUGAAAGUGAACUCUGGAAGAGAAACAUUCCCACAGUAAGAAAACGGUUUGAUGACGUCCUUGAAACAGGAUCUCUUGAUCUAGACAAGAGGCUGUUUGUGGAUGGAAAGGAGGUUGCAGUGGUAUACUUCAGGAAUGGUUAUAUGCCACAGAACUACACUAAUGAGCAGUCCUGGGACGUUCGUCUCAUGAUGGAGCGCUCUCUGGCAAUAAAGUGUCCAGAUAUCAGCACUCACCUGGCAGGAACCAAGAAGGUCCAGCAAGUGUUGGCCAGACCUGGAGUUCUGGAGAAGUUUUUCCCAGACCAGCCUGAGGUGGUGAAGCAAAUGAGGGCAACUUUUGCAGGCCUCUAUUCUCUAGACAUGGAACAUGAGGGUGACGAAACUGUAGCAAUGGCUUUGGCAGAACCGGACCGGUUUGUUCUGAAACCUCAGCGAGAGGGAGGAGGUAACAACAUCUAUGGCUCCGAGAUUACCCGGGUCUUAGGGGAAGUGAAGGAGAGCACAGAGCGGACAGCUUAUAUCCUCAUGGAUAAAAUUAAUCCCACUCCCAUACGGAACUACUUACUAAGAGAAGACACUCCCCUCACAAUCAGCAACUGUCUUAGUGAACUGGGAGUGUUUGGAGCAUAUGUAAGGCAGGGUGAGCACAUGGUGUUGAAUGAGUGUGUGGGUCAUCUACUGAGGACCAAGAGUUCAGAGCAUGCAGACGGGGGUGUCGCUGCUGGUGUGGCCGUUCUGGACAAUCCUCUGCUCGUCUAACAAGCCAUUACUCAAAGGCUGAAUACAACACAGCUUAGCUACGACUGAAAAAACACCCGGAAGAAAUCCUCAAAGUUUAUGUUCAUUUUACCUCAUAGCACCGAAGGUUAAAGCAUCCUUCUAAUCAUUAGAUGGUGACUGAUUUUUUUCAUUAUGUGUAACCUGUUAUUUUGCAGUAAUUUAUACAAACCAUUUCAGCAGUUUUUGAAGCAUGGAAUCUUGUUGGAAAGAAUAUUUCUGCUCAGACUCUCGUCAAAGUAGAACAUUUAAACCCAGCAAGGGUUUGAAAUGCACACAUUUGAAGAGCACACUUUACUUGGUUGACUAAAAGAGACUUUAUUUCUUCUUCUUCGUAGAUUAAGUUGUGCUUCAUGUAUUUUUAUUUUUUGGUCCUCCUUGUAGGGAAAUGGAAAUAUGUAAAUAUGUUUCAUAUAUAUAUUCCUCAGGUUGCUAUCAUAGAUUGAUUUCUUGUGACAUUGAAGCAUCAUUACGCUACUUGAACAGCUGACUAAGAUAUAAUGUGAAAUUAAGGCUUAUCUCAACUUGAUUUACUAAAUACAGUGAAGGCUGAGGGUGGUUUGUUUUUUUGGAUUGGAUUUAAUUUCUAUCUGAAUAAAAAUAUACGUUGAAGGAAACUUGUUUAACUCAUUUCAUCAUCAAAUGAAAUCUCUGAAAAGGAAGAAAGUGGCUGUUAAAUUAUCCAGUGGGUAUUCUUAUCUUUCUAUUAACUGGGUUUACCUUUUGAUUGAUUUAUUUACAUUUAAGAUGCUGAGACAUUUUCUGUAGGCUAAAAAUCACAGAAGAAAAUAAUAAUAAAUGUGGAAAUAAGUGCUGCUUUGUUAGUAGAAAAAGGAUAUUUUUUGUACAUGGUGUUGUUAUUUUAUGUUCUUUUCUAUUCCCAGCCAGCUGGGAAUUUAUAUGUCUGAUACUUUAAUAUGUUUAUUGCCCCCGGUAGGGGGGAUAAAAUAUGUUAUUUAAUCAGAUAUUGUUUCAGCUGUUAUAUAUUGUUUAUGACACACAGUCCUACUAACUGUGUGUUAGAACAAUAAAUGAAAGAGUGAUUC